GAUUGGUUCAUUGCUUGAUUCAUUCAGCGACCGUUUACUCAGUGCCUAGUAAAUGCCGGGCACCCCUGUGUUUCACAGUAGCCCUGUGAGUAGGUACUACGAUGCUCUUUGUUUUACAGAGAGAAAGCAAGAACAGAAAGGCUGGGAAACCUAACCAAAGUCACACAGUAAAGUGGAGGGGUCCUUUUUCUUUUUUCGUUUUUUCGGCAUAACGCUUAUGCCUUUCCGACAAACGCACCCUAAAUGUAUCACUUUGCUGGCUCACUGUCUGUCUCUCCCCUGCUAAGAGUAUGGCUCCGCAAGAUGGGGCAACUCUGAAGUCUUGUUCACGUAGAACAGUAGAACCCGUAGAACAGUAGAACAGGCACACAGUAGGCACUGGCCUCUUAUGAAACGCAUGAAAGCGGCAGAGCAGGCGGUCAGUUUCGUUCCAGAGCCCAGGCCUUAUCGGGCGGUAAUUGAGCUCUUACUGAAUGUCAAUGCUUAAAACUAGAGUGAGGUACUGUGCCUUCUGGUGGCAAGGAAAACUUUGGGGUUUUCCUCAACUUCGCUCCAUCAUGGAGGUUGCUAAUUGCAUCGCCUGUGUGGUCGUUGCCUUUCCAGGGUCAGGGUUCAUAACUGAGCCCACGGCUCAGCAGCUUCACGCACCAGCUGAUCUGCCAUGGGCUUCCUUAGUUAGACUACAGAAGACCCAGUCUGAGGCCUGAGAAGGAGGUGAGCUCCUCGGGUCAGAGGCAGAGACAUGGUCCUGAAGUGAUGGUCCCAGCAAAGAUGAUACCUUUUUCUUUGAAUCUUUGGGUCCUGCCUCCUUAGAAAUAAAAUAGCUCCUCUGAGGGGAGUUGGAAGCGGAGCGCCAGCCCAGACCCCAGGUGCAGGGGGGAAGGCUCAAAGGACAGACCCAGAUGCUCUGGUUAGAGGGAAGGGGCUCACAGGAUAGCAGGUCCUGGAAGAACUGGACCUGCAGUGCCCUCUGUCCCUCCCUUCAGCUGAGAGAGAGCCAGGCUGCCUCGGUGACUCAACUUCUAGCCACCAUCAAGAACUGUGUGAUGGUGGUCAGUUGAACCCCUAUCGGAGGAGAGGGAUGAAAGUUACAGAGGGAUGGAGGGACGCUGCCCUGCUGUAGUGCCUGCAAAGGCAGGAUCAGGCUGGAAAGAUUGACCCCCUGCCUCACGGGACUUUCUCCACUCCUGACACAUUUGUGCACACACCAUAUACUUCCCUCUUGUGCCAUGGGCUAUUUUUGUUUUGUUUGUUUUUUUUGGCCGCCCCGCGAGGCAUGGGGGAUCUUAGUUCCCCAACCAGGGAUCGAACCUGCGCCCCCUGCGGUGGAAGCAGAGUCUUACCCACUGGACGGCCAGGGAAGUCCCCUGGGCUAUUUUUGCAUUUGAGUCAGUCCCAUUGUAUAAACAACCCACUUACCUGUAGCAGAAAUGUUGACUCUCCUGUACCCUGACUAGAUGACCAAAGAGGUGUCUUUGGAUUCUGUGUGUCUGUGACCUUUCAGCGUGGUCUCUAGGUAGGCCAUCACCUAGCUCUGCUGCCUCUCAUUUUGAUGCUAGUAACUGGGUCUGGGAAGUGACUCAUCAAUCUGCAUCUUGCUGAACCUUGCUGUCCUGAUCCUAAGGCAGGGAUUGCUACAGUAGCAAUGGUUAACAGAAGCUCCUUGCUGAAACUGCGUUUUGAACACCGCCAAAUAAGGAAGAGCAUGGCAAUGAAAUAAGGAAGAGCAUGGUGAUCAAAUGGACAUAAUGGGAAAUAAGGAAGUAUUGGGGCGGGAACAGGGUGGUGGUGGCCUCCUGAAGGGCGGAAGGAGCCUGGCCCAAGGUCAGUGGUUUCCAGCUCCAUGUGGAACUGACCAAUGCCUGGCCCUUAACCUCCCUCUCCCCGCUCCUUCCCUCCCUCCUCGCCCCUCCCCUCUGCCCUGCGCUCAGCUCUGGUUUGUCUCCUUCCUCCAAACCACAGCAAGCUGUCCCUGUCCUCCAGACUUUGCUCAGGGUCUAUCACCUCCAGGGCUCAGUGUGAUAAUAGGUGACUUGUAAUCAUUUCUCCUUUUUAUUUUACUAGUAAAUGAUAUUGGGAAAAAUGAAAAAAUGCAAGUAAAUAAAAGAGGAAAGGUAGAAUCACCACUGGAAGGCAUAGAAUUCCUGAGAGAAAGGAGAUGUCAGGUUCUUAAUGGCUUCCGAGGAGAUGUCUUGAAACACAAGUCAUAAAUCUGUCCAGGAAGAGGAAAUAAAUUCACGUGGGAAACCCACAGGAUCUUAGCCGUGUCCCAGGGGAACAGGCUGGAGCCACCAGGCCACGUGUCCAGAUCAUCCCCGCUGUGGGGCAAGAGUGAUUGGUAUUAAGCUGGUGAUGGUGGUCUCAUGGCUGUGUGCACUGAUCUCGACCCUCCUAAUUCUGCCUUCGUAGAUCUCCAUCCUUUGUCAGGGCAGAGCCAGAUGGCCAUGUCCCAGGGAACCUUGACCUUCAGGGACGUGUUUGUGGACUUCACCCUGGAGGAGUGGCAGCAGCUGGAUGCCACUCAGAAGAACCUCUGCAGGGAUGUCAUGCUGGAGAACUACAGCCACCUGGUCUCCGUGGGAUUCCUCAUGGCCCAACCAGGUGAGAUCUUCAGGUUGGGACAAGGAGAAGAGGAGGCCAGGAUGGCAGCUGGAGAAAGCCCAACACCUGGAGGUGUCCAGGGGGCUCGAGUUCGAUCCCUGGUCGGAGAACUAAGAUCCUGCAAGCCAGGUGGUAUGGCGAAAAAAGAAGAAGAAGAAAAAAAGGCAAGAUUCAAAGAGAGGAGUCUGAGGGCAAAUGCUUCAUUAAAAAGUGAGAGUCCCUUGCUGAGUUCCCAGACCUGA
Mesoplodon densirostris (Blainville's beaked whale) is the source of this 2843-nucleotide messenger RNA. It is a transcript of the gene KRABD4, whose product is annotated as KRAB box domain containing 4. The record is from RefSeq and is a predicted model, not a curated record. The coding region runs from base 2364 to 2843 and encodes 159 amino acids. Lineage: Eukaryota; Metazoa; Chordata; Mammalia; Artiodactyla; Ziphiidae. The transcript is spliced from 5 exons. Gene Ontology annotation, biological process: regulation of DNA-templated transcription.